Molecule: messenger RNA, 744 nt
Organism: Ambispora leptoticha
Lineage: Eukaryota; Fungi; Glomeromycota; Glomeromycetes; Archaeosporales; Ambisporaceae
Source: the annotation of a GenBank genome assembly
AUGCCACCAUCAGCCAAUCAACCACUCAUAAAUCGUCUGAAGACUUUAGUCAAGAGCGCACGUUUCUAUUAUUAUUGGGUGUAUCGAGGCGCAGUGCUGAGUUAUAGCGUUGUAGUCUAUAAGUUAUACGGGUUUCCUCACUUGAAUUGGGAUUAUUUUCAACGUAUCAACAGAGAUGAGAAUGUAUUUUACCUCGCGUUAGCGGUAAUUUGGUUCUUCAAUCCGCCAAUUUUUGUCACUCCAAUACCAUAUGCCACAUUCUCCUUGUUUCACUUGAUCACUUACUUCCGCUCUAAUAUCAUUCCGACCUUUGUGCCCGCUGCGGCACCAUCCGCCAUCAAUUCCGACUUGCCUGCUCCCGGAAAUGCAAAAAUAUUUAUUGAAAUUUCAAAAGGAAUCCAGAAUUUGGUUCUGAAAAAUUAUGAGGCUGCUAUGCGAACAGUGAGCUUUGUUGAAGUUGUUGUCAUCACGAUUUCAUUGCUGACGUAUUUUUUGACUUUCAAAAUCAGACUCGCCACACUACUUAUAUACCUAAUAUUCCUUCGAUUCCGAUACCACAUGAACCCCUAUACAAAAGACGCGUUCUCAAACGUCAGGCAACAAUUAGACGUCUGGUUGUUGCCACCGACAGCAGACGCUCGAAUUCCGCCGUAUGUGACAAAAGCUUAUCGACAUUUACAAACGGCGAUCACUUAUUUCGGUCAAUUACAAACUCAACAACCAACACAGAAUAGGGCGAGGUGA